GUGAUGUUCCGCAAAGAUCCGAUUUCGUGUCUCCAUAUAACGGCGAAGCCUUUCAUCCUCCGCCGAACUACUUCGCGGAAUUCCAACAUUUCGGGACAUUUCGAAGAAAUAACGCACGGUCUGCCGCACCGGAAACAAAACCUCCUCCCCUCCGUAGCCUCGCAAUCCUGGAAUCCGUGCUCCGCAGCCCCGCAAUUCAAAAAACCUGGCCUGAAUGGAUUUCGGACACGCCCACGAAGCUCGUCCACUUCCAGGUUUCGCUGCUCGUCGACUUCGUCAACUUGCUCUGCUGCAAGUAAGCAGGGCGCCCUCGACGACCGAAACACUCCUACCGAAGUUCGUCCACCGUGAGUUUUCAGGCGUGAGGCGACUUGUUGCAUGGAAUGGAUGUAGUCAUCCGCGCUCUCUCCCGGCUGUUGCUCACGCUGAAGUAGCUCAGGCAUCCUUUCGUGGUGACCACGGAACCGAUCCAUCGAAGCCCUGCGCAGCUGGGCCCAAGUGUCCACUCUGGAUUGGCGUACGUGUACCCAAUUCCACUCCUUCGCUCUGCCGGAUAGGAGUACGUGGAAGUUCCGCAGAACUUCGUUCCACG
Messenger RNA from Drosophila suzukii, 592 nucleotides. The record is from RefSeq and is a predicted model, not a curated record. Lineage: Eukaryota; Metazoa; Arthropoda; Insecta; Diptera; Drosophilidae.